Halichondria panicea is the source of this 2124-nucleotide messenger RNA. RefSeq lists its product as uncharacterized. Bases 133 to 1992 code for a protein of 619 amino acids. The record is from RefSeq and is a predicted model, not a curated record. The transcript has 9 exons. Lineage: Eukaryota; Metazoa; Porifera; Demospongiae; Suberitida; Halichondriidae.
GGUUGGAACAUGUCAGCAAUUUGCAUUUUUGCAAACUACAGACUAGAGUGCUAGAGAUAGCCUAAAGAGAUAUUUAAGCCUUGCAAUAAUCUAUUGAGACUAUCCAAGAUUUGUUUUAGCUCCUCCUUUGAAAUGGCAAUGUCUGUGAUGUCGUUGGCAGUACUGGCUGGAUUGUGUCUUUCAAUUGCUGAAGUCUCUGCUCAGGCCAUAGACCCAUGCAAUAGAACCGUUCCUUCACAACCCUUCAUAUACGAUAUCUUGAACUCACAUGAAACCGUCUGUCCUCAUUCUGGGUUGCUUCAAGAUGCAGUGUUGUGCUUCUCGAAAUCAGUUGGGAUAACAUCAUACUUUGUCACUCAACCCGAUAGAGUAGUUGAAAUCCCUAAAGUCUGUGUUCUUAAUAUGACGACCCACUGUGCUGGGGAGUUUGAUGGACUUUUGAUUAAACUAAGCCAGUUUCCCAUGUCAGGAUAUCUUGAAAUUUCAGCACUAUUGAAUGUUCAAUUUGGUAAUGGCAGCCGCCCCCUUCAAAUUGAGUCUGGUAAAAAUGUGUCGAUAUCUGGGAGUUUAAUACUCUUACCUAUGAUUUUUGGCAAUCUUGAGUCAACAGUUGUUUGCGAAAUUCUGGACAAUGGCACAAAUGUUACUAGUGAACUCACCACAAUGCGCGGCAAUAGCAUUGAUUGCUUGGGGGUAGCACCUCGCUCGCUAAAUAUUAACUUGGGUGUUCCGCAAUCUCUUACGCUCUCAUCCCCGGCAUCUUCCCAGGAGAGAACAGCCACCUUGUUCCUCACCAAUACCAAUACAUCUUGUUCUUCAACUGCAGAAAGAUUGUCCAAUGUCUUCACUGUUGUGAUCAAUUCAACGGGGACUCCUAUAGAUCCGACGUCACCACCGAGUAUAGACCCAGCAAUCAUCGGUGGCAGUGUUGGUGUGGUUCUGCUGCUAAUUGUAGGGAUAGUGGUUAUCCUUGUAGUGGUACAUUGGUGGAGAAAGAACAGCACAGGGACAAGGACUGCUGAUGUGGCUGGUAGAGAUCGCAAUGCUUUAGAAUUGCUGGCUCUUUCUCCUGUAUCCAGCAAGGAUGGUAACGAGAUUGACAGUGGUGUUGGAUGGUCGUCGCCUGGUCCCUCCACCCCAGUCAAAUUCAUUGUUGCGUGGAAGCUCGCUGGUCCUUGGUACACAGAAUUAAAGAGUGCACUUGGAACAGCCUUUGACUCGAAGCUGACAGAGCUAGUUUUGACUGAUGACUCUGAUCGAUUUGUGCAUGAUGCACAUGCUAAGUUGGAGGCACCUAACGUCAAACAUCUGUUUCUCAUACAAAACAUGGACGAAUCAGAUCGUCCAAGCUCUUGUAGAGAGGUCAUUAAGUACUUUGAAUCUAGACCGUGUGAUGUUUUCUCUAAAGUGUGGGAUAUACGACUAGGUGCUCCUGAGGAGUUUAUGAUACCCAAGGACAUGCUCAAGGAAAAUGCUUGUCGUAUUCACAAGCUUGGUAUCUCCCCAUCUAAUGCUAGCUCCUCAGGUGAAGAUUGUGCCAAAGAAAUAUACAAACAAAUUUCUUAUUUUGAUCUCAAACACCCGAGUACCAUUGUUGAUGAAGAACGUCUUGUAAAAACAUGUAGUGAUACUCCUUCUGCCUGGGUUGAUUCGCCAACAAAGGUUGAUCUAGAGAAUACAUGGCCUCUGCCAAGGAAAGUGAUGACAACUCCAGAAGAAAUCAGAGCAAGGAAAAUGAUGGCAACUCUUGAAGAAAUCAGAGCAAACACCGAACACGUGCGACACACUACAGAUGCGACGGCAGAAGAUUUACAAGAUAUCGGGUCAAAUGUGCGUAAGAUAGAUGCGAAAACUAACACAAUUGCUGAUACAACUGACAGAACACAACGCAUGAUAGAAGAGACUGCCACAAAACAAGAAGAGGCCACUAUUGUAGACCUUGACAACCCAGAAGAAACUCCCGAACUUACAAACGAACCUACAGAGUCAUGACCUUUUUAUUCACGCAUGUAUUCUGAUUUUACUGGUAACUGUACUUUGUUCAUUGCUCUUCACCUGUUUUUUUCUCUCACAAAUUUCAUGAGGUCACUUUUCACUGCAAAGAUAAGAUGUACAUGUAAGCUA